This is a messenger RNA of Blepharisma stoltei, 3769 nucleotides long. The record is from the annotation of a GenBank genome assembly. Lineage: Eukaryota; Ciliophora; Heterotrichea; Heterotrichida; Blepharismidae.
AUGUCAAGCUCUUUAGCUAAACUAAAUGAAGCAGAAAUUCCAGGACUCAUAAGGCACCUUGAAAAAUUUAACGCAUAUUUUAGCAGAGCCACAAUAUCCCAAAAAUCAUCUAUUUCAAACCAAGAAGAAAUCGUUGAAGAGCUUAUGACCGAAGUUUCAGAUGCUUACAAAAAAGCCAAAGAAUGUGUAAGCGUGGCAUUUAAAAUCCAUCAACUUUAUGAAAAAACCAAUCAAAAGCUGCAAAGAGUUUCAUAUAAAAACGAGGCAUUAAAGUCCCGAAAUGAAGAAAUGAAAUCCCAAAUUCAAGAUCAACUAAACGAAUUUAUAAUUAAAGAAAAAAGAAUUGAAAGCUUAUCCCAUGACUUAAAUGAUAUUGAGCAAGGAUUUAAAGAUAUGGUUAAUGAAAAUAAACAGCUAAAAAGAGAUGUUUUAAUGCUUAAAAAAGAAAUUUCUUUGAAAGAGCAAGGCACUAGAUCGAGAGCUGCCAGUCAAGAAGUUAAAAGGCUGCCUCCAGAUUUAAAGCAGGAACAGAUAAACGCGCUUCAAAUAGAAUUGAGGAAACAAAUAGAAGAUGCAGAAGGCCUUCAAUUCCAAAUUAAAGAUUUAGAAAAUUUAUUAAAAAUUGAAAAAAAUAAUUCAGAAAGAUUGAAAUUCCAGAAUGGAUCUAUAAGAAAAGAAUUAGAUGAUGCUAAUCAAGAAAUCGAAAACCUUCAGAAUGAAAAAUCAGAAUUACAAGAGCAGCUUGAGACUUAUAAAAAUGAAAUUAUUCAUCAAAAGAUUUUGAUUGAAAAUCUUCAAAAGUUGCAUGAAAAGGAUAAAAUGAGGGCGACUUUUGUGUCAGAAGCAGGAUAUAGUAAUCACGCUGAAGAUGAAAUGGAGACUCCAAUAGUUAGCCAUGAGCAAGAUAUUAAAAAUAAUGAUCAAUAUUCUCUUAUGAGCUUAAGACAAAAGAAGAUGCAGGACUGGAGAAGGACAAUGACCAUUGACACUGAAAAUCUUGGAGAGGUUUUUGAGAGUGAAGAGGUUCCUGAUGAAAAACAAUUUUUUGUGCUCAGCUCACCUACAUCGAAAUAUGGGCAGUUUCAAAGUUUUGUUGACUCUGUCAGAGAUAAAGCAAUUUUAAGUGAUGAAGUUCUGCCAUCAAUUAAAAUAGAAGCAAAAAUGAAAAGAAAAGGCAAUGAGAUAACUAAAAUAUUUGAUAUUGAAAUAAAGAAGAAAGAGCCGAAAUUAAGAUUUGUUGAGCUUAUAACAGAGAAAAUAAGCAAUGUGAAGGUUCUGCCAUAUAAAGACUAUUCAAAAUUAAGAAUGGAUAAGCAAGCAGAUGGGAUUUUUGUGAAAAAGGAAAUAAUUGAACUUCAGAUUGAAACUUUAGCAAAUGUUAAUUUGAAAGAAAGUAAAAAAAAAUUAUCAGUUGAAAAACAUCAAGCAGUCCUUAUUGAAAGAAAACAGCAAGAAAUGCUUUUAGUUGAAAAUAUACCUUCUUUUUCUAUUGAAAAGAGCAUAUCUAAACUAUUAUCAACCGAAGCAAUGCAUGCGAUUAAAAUUGCAGGAACUAUCAAGCCUCUGCUUUGUAUCAGUAGUAAUAAAUCAAUAUACAUUGAAAAUAGCUAUAAAAAAGAAAAUGCAAUCGAAGUAAAAGCUAAUAAUAAUCACCUUUCGAUAGAGAAAUUAUCAAAGAUAUGCAUAGAAAGAAAAUAUAAAGUGCCACUUAUAAUUGAAUCACUACCAGUUGUAAAACUUCAAGGAAUAAUCAUAAAACGGCGUCACUUGGAUUUUCUGGUCGCUCGAUCAAAAAUUCUCUUUUCCCAUUUUAUGUUUAUGAGGUUUGACUUUCCCCAGUGAAUGUCCUGGCUAGUACAGGGCUUCAAGGUGUCUACGAAGCGCAGCAUAGGGCUCCUGUCUUAGGAAAUAAUUUUCUGGAAUGAUGUCAGAAACCCCAGGCAGUGAGGUUAGGACCUUUAGGGUUCUGACAGACCUAAGCUGUUUUUUAGAUCAAGCCUGAACGAAAGCUGUCGAAAUCGGAAUGCUAGAAGCAUAUGGACCAUUUAUGGGGCGAAGCCGCACGAUGUUUGACGUGGCGAUGGAAAAAGGAGAAGAAGCAGGGACGGAAGCCCAAACAGUUGAUGCGAUAUUGAAGUUAAAAGAGAGGAAGAUUAAUCUUAAUAUAAUGUAGUGUAAAAACUUCAAGGAUUUUUAUCAAUAGAAAAUUGCAUAAAUAAAAUUUUCAUACAAAGUGAAAACCUUGAAAUAAAUAAAUCUCAAUAGUUUAAAUAUGGUGUCUCAUGCGUUACAGUCGACUGCACCGAUUUCUUCUAACACAUAUUUAAAUUAUAUCCGGCAUGAUUUUUCUAGCUCAAAGAUGGACAUCUAUGCUCUUAAGCAAUUCUAAUACUGUGUGGAGCCUAGACCUAGUCAAAUUUCAGGGCUAGAUUUUAAACAAGGGAGGAAGGGACUCGGAAGUUAGAAAGGGGAUGCCAAGUCAAGUUUUUAGGGCAAUGCCUAGACUAAUCGGGCAUAUUCUCCAAAAUAAAACCAGUGAUUACGCCCUGGACUACAAAUUUUCCUUUUUGCUAAUAGUAGACUGGAGAACUCAGUUUUGGUUUUUGUGCACACCCAACCUCAAGCAAGGUUGCAGAAGUCCGAAGAAUGUACACUCAAAACUGAAGCUGGAUGACAAGGAGGAGACACUUUCAUCCCUUGCAAAGUGGUUUGGAUCUCCUUGGAGAUCCUCGGUGACAAUGCUACAAUUAGGCUAUCACCAUCUGUUAUCUAAGUUUAAGAAAUAAAUAAAUCUAGAGAAUCCAAGGCAGAACCUGUAGAAGAUCUGCAUGAAAAAUUCAAGACUUUAGAAAUAACUGAAGUGUUAAAUUAUUCUUUAGUUGAUAAAAGAAAGCAAAAUCUCUCAAUUGAAAAGACCCCAAUUUUGACUAUAGAAAUAUAUAAAGAGUUAUCCAAAAAUAUCCAUACUAUUAGGCACCAACCAUUAGAAAUAAAUAGCCAGAAUCAAAUAUAUUUGCUUCCAAUCAAAACUCAAAAACUCUUUUUAGAAGCUACAUCUAUGACAAAAAUCGAGUCUAAAUCUAUGACCUCUUUAAAAAUUCAUCAAUUUGAAAGCAUUUUGAUAAAGUCAACAAGAAAUAAAACAGUUAUAUUAGAAGCAAUGCCUGCUUCGAAAAUUGAAGAAAAAGAGUUUUUAACAAUGGAAUCCCAAUCCGAGCUAAAAAUAGAUCCAAACCAUUUAUCAAUGGAAACUGCUGCAACAGCCAAAGAUAAUGCAGAAAUUCAGAAUAAGUAUUUAUUAAAAGACCAAUGACAUACAAAUGAAGUCAAACGAGAUGCCUUGCAAAUAGAAAGCUCAUCAGGCAAAACUCAAAAACCAUUAAAUGAUAAGCAAAUCCCUCUAAAUUACGAUAAUAAAACAAAAUUUUCUCAAACCUUCGCAUCCUCAGACCAUAAAUCAGAACUAUUAGAACUUGACAUUUUAAAGUCAAUAAAGUCCCCAGAAGCAAAUAAUCCGUCACCAAAAAAGAAAUCGAAAAAAAAUUAUCGUCAAAAUCGCAAAAUUUUUACUCAAGAUCCUAUAAAACAGUUUUUUAUAUUGGUAAUAAAUAAGUAGACAUGUGAAGCAGCUAAGAUAAAUAGUGAAAAACGUGACUUUAUAGGUCAAAUCCCUUUCGAUUUGCUUUUUUCUAAAGUUUUCGAAGAGCAUAUUCCAUUUAAUAACUGGCAUGAUUACGUUCAAAAAUUCUUGCAUAGCAAGAUUAUAUAG